UUUGCAGCUGGCUCCAGACGCAGCUCGCCACGACGCCAGCAUUCAAUGGCAAGACGCUUUUGCUGCCAGUGCAUCGCUAAUUCCUGCCGGUGACAAAGGGCGCCUAAAUGCAGUCCUGUGAACGAAAAGCUUGGUCUAAGGUUGCAGCUUGCAGGGCUAGAUCAGGCGCUCGCACGAGCGAUGGCUUUGUGUUACCGAACCAGCAACGCCUUUGCACAAAACUUCCAGUCAAAUAGAUUCAGCGCCAAAGCUGCUGUUGCCAGCACUCUUGGUUGCUGUGAGGGAGCUCCCGCCUUGUUGAGUGAAUCAAAAUGGGCUUGCCUGAGAGCAGGACACUGUGGCAAACUUCCUUGUUGUGUUGACCAUCGAAAAGUGGAAAACAGGAAUUGGGGUUGUGCGCUAAAUCUUGGCAAAGAAAGGCUGCGAUUACGGUGGCGGUUGCAAGACGCAAGGUGCCGUUUGCCAACAACUAAAACUGCAAGAGACAUGCGCGCUGAGCGGAAAGAAAGCACCUCUUGCUUUUUGGACACGGGGCCCGCCGUAGCCCCUUGUUCUGCGAGGCUUGUUGUUAGAAAGCGGAAGUCUGACCUGAAGAGAAUAGCUGCGUCGGCUGCGGUUCAAGCGGGGUGGAACGUUUUCCUGCCUCAGCAGUACACUUACAGCACUGACCUGAAGGAUGUUGACCCCCAGCAGCUUAGUGACCUCUGGGAACGUACUCUAGGAGAGAAGCGGAGUCCCCACAGGUGCGCGCUAGCAAUGAGGAAAAGUUUUGCGUUUGUUCUAGUCAUUGUCAAGGAGCAUCAUACAGAGACUUCGAACUGGCGGCCAUCGCUCGUUAAUCCAGGCACACGAAUAGUUGGGGUAGCGCGAGCAAUAUCCGAUGGGGAGUUUAUGGCGACCGUAUGUGACGUGGCCGUAGACCCGGACUAUACUGGACGGGGCAUUGGACGCAAGGUGGUCCAGACGCUGGUCCGCAACAUGAAGCUGCGGGGUCCCACCGGCUUUGCCGCCUUUCCUCCACCCAAGGCACGGCGCUUCUUCUUUAUGUUAGGCUUUAGGAUCGAUAAGAAGUACCGGCUCAUGUCAUAUGAGGGCAAGGGCGAGUUCCCGGACUUGCGGGACGAACAGGCAAAGUUGAAGGGGGCGAGACGAGAAAGCCAAGGUCUAAUCGGGAAGGUCACCGGUUCGCAACCUGGUUUUGAUUCAAACACGAGCAUAGCUCCCGAAGGCGUAGCCGAAACGGGGGAAUAAACAAAGCGUAGUCCUUUUCUGCGUUUUGACAUUUGGUCAGCUUACAGUCGUCCUCGGACUGCCAAACAGGCAACGAUAGUCAGAGUUAAUGGAGGAGCUCAUGCAGCUUUGCCAACAUACACCACUUCGUAACCCCAUCGCCGGUUGUCGCUGUUGGAACCCGGGGAGCGAUCGUUUGAACCCGGUCAGGUCAAGGGCCCUUAACUCUGCUCUUGCCAGCCCAAGCUUACAAAGCAUGAAUGAUAGUUUGUGAUGACCUUGGCACCAAGCAUUCAGUCAGUGCCCUAAGCCCACCUUACUCAGCGUCCCUUGCAGUUCAUUUGCAUGACAAGGACAUCAUUGUCCCUGAUUGCUGGCGUUGAUAGUACAUAAUAUCAUUUUGGGAAAGUGAACGACUCGUUGAAUUUACGGAGCAGGUUUAGCUUUUCUGAAGGGGAUUGGCUGCGUGCAU
Molecule: messenger RNA, 1702 nt
Organism: Klebsormidium nitens
Lineage: Eukaryota; Viridiplantae; Streptophyta; Klebsormidiophyceae; Klebsormidiales; Klebsormidiaceae
Source: the annotation of a GenBank genome assembly